Closterium sp. NIES-67 is the source of this 927-nucleotide messenger RNA. NCBI's taxonomy places the organism in Eukaryota, Viridiplantae, Streptophyta, Zygnematophyceae, Desmidiales, Closteriaceae. The record is from the annotation of a GenBank genome assembly.
CCUCCCCUUCCCUUCAGCUCCGCUGUACUUCCCAGUUGACGAAACUGCGAAUGCCGCGUUACAGAACCACCAUUACGUAGCCGUUUCUUUCCGCGUUGCGCUCGACUAUUUAGUUUAGGUCUACCUCUCCAUCUUCCCGCUUCGGCGUGGCUGCGCGCCGUCGAAGCCAGCCAUGGCUGCUAACGACUCAAGGGACUCUACCAACGCCGAAGCCAUGGCUGCCGCGGAAACCGCGAUCUGCGAUCACUGCGCUCGGCCCAUCCCCGUGGCCAACCUGCCGUUGCACAUGGCGCACUGCGAGACUCGGCUCGUGCGGUGCGACGGCUGCGAUGAGAUGGUGGCGACUGCAGCCAUGGACCAGCACGUGGCAGCCGUGCACGCCCCUGCCCCCUGUUCGCUCUGUGGCGAGGUCAUGGAGCACCGCCUCCUGCCAGCACACGAGGCAUCAUCCUGCGCCCUGCGACCGCUCAUCUGCCCCUUCUGCGACCUCCCUGUCACCGCCAUGGACUUCACUCCCCAUACCGACGUGUGUGGCAGCCGCACGGAUAAGUGCGACAUCUGCAGCAAGUACGUGCUAAAGAGAGACCAGCCAGAGCACCACAAGGAGCACCAACAACCACUUGACUCGGCCUCGACCGGGGCCAGCACAUCUGGUCCCACUAGCCUAAAUCAGCCACGUGAUGCUAGUGGGCAUUCUGGGGGUAUAGGAGGGUACUGGCAUCUGCUCGUGCCUGUAGGGGUUGUGGUGGUGGGCGUAGCGUUGGCUCUCGGUGUGCAGAAGAGAAACAAGCGAUAGGAUUACUGUACCCACGUAUUCCUGAAUAGGUAUGUACUGGUAUGUCUAUGAGCAUGAGUUCUAGGUAGAAAGAGAGGUGUCGUAGGAGGGAAGUUGGAAAAACGAGUGACAACUUGUAAGCAGCCAAGGAG